Molecule: messenger RNA, 3364 nt
Organism: Hyalella azteca
Lineage: Eukaryota; Metazoa; Arthropoda; Malacostraca; Amphipoda; Hyalellidae
Gene: Tgt
Product: queuine tRNA-ribosyltransferase catalytic subunit 1
Exons: 9
Coding region: 154-2406 (750 amino acids)
Cellular component (GO): cytosol
Molecular function (GO): tRNA-guanosine(34) queuine transglycosylase activity
Source: RefSeq, a predicted model, not a curated record
GUGAGCAGGUGAAUGUUGAUUUUAUUUAGCUGCAUUCAUUUUUUUUCUUUACUUCAGUGUCUUGAGAAUAGUUGAGAAUAUUCAACAAACUAAGUUCAACUAACAAAGUCAAAUAAUUAAUUUAUGCUAGUAAUUUGAUUGUGUCACCAAGCAAUGAGUUGUGCUGCCUCAAAAUCGUGGUGUGGACCAGCUCUUCAGUUUAAUAUUGUGAGAGAAUGUUCUAAGUCUAGAUGUCGUGUUGCAAAACUGAUUCUUCCGCAUCACACUUUGGAGACACCAACAUUUAUGCCUGUUGGUACAAAGGGAACAAUGAAAGGCCUACUUCCAGAACAAGUAGCCGAUGCUGGUGCUGAUAUCAUCUUGGGAAACACUUAUCAUCUGGGAACCCAACCUGGCAAAGAAGUUCUGAGUGCUGCUGGAGGCCUGCAUCAGUGGAUGCAGUGGCCGCGUGCUCUUCUUACGGACUCUGGUGGCUUCCAGAUGGUGUCGCUGCUCAAGUUUGCUAAGAUAACAGAAGAUGGAGUCACUUUCCAAAGCCCUUAUGAUGGUUCUGAGUGCGUCUUAACUCCUGAAGAAAGUAUAGCUAUUCAGAAUGCCAUUGGAGCAGACAUCAUGAUGCAACUGGACGAUGUUGUUGAUGUUAAGGAAACCAAUUAUGAGCGCUUCAAAGAAGCCACACUCAGAACUACACGCUGGUUGGACCGCUGCAUCGCUGCCAACAAGAACACAGCCUCACAAAACUUGUUUCCUAUUGUACAAGGCGGCGUUUUCACUGAUCUCCGGGACCUCUCUCUUACCCAGCUCAUGGAGAGAGAUUCUCCAGGCUAUGCCAUUGGGGGACUGAGUGGCGGUGAAGACAAAGAAAAGUUCUGGCCGAUCAUUGAGCACUGCACACGUCGGCUGCCGCAGGACAGACCGCGCUACUGCAUGGGCGUUGGGUUUGCCCCCGACCUCGUGGUGUGCGUGGCUCUUGGCGUCGACAUGUUCGACUGCGUCUACCCCACUCGCACUGCCAGAUUCGGCUGCGCGCUCGUCGACAACGGCCAGAUCUCCCUCAAGUCUGACGUAUACGCGUCUGACUUCUCGGCCAUCGACGACGCGUGCUCGUGUUCCACGUGCCACACCUACACACGUGCUUACAUCCACGCGCUCACCACUGAGAAGAACCCCGUGGGUUGCCAUCUGCUGUCCAUACACAACAUAGCUUACCAGAUGCAGCUAAUGAGCAGGAUACGAGCGAGCGUAAAGGAGGGCAAGUUUACCCAGUUUGCGGAGGAUUUCUUCAAGAAAUUUUAUCGCGGCCAGCCUUACCCUCGCUGGGUCGUCGACUCCAUGGCUGCUGUCAACAUUCAUCUCAAAAAAAGCGACUCGAGCCUCUCUCGUCUCGACGUCUUCACGCCAAACGAAAAUGAAGCCUCAACUUCGCGCGGUGUUGGGACAGCGCGUGAAACUCCAGUGCCUUGUCCCGCUGAUGCAACUUCGGGGAACUCGUCUGACUCAGAUUUCUGGCUAGCUGAUGACGAAAAAUUCGUAGUAGUUCCUGGCGAAGAAAGUACACUUUCUGGCUUCGCCGCUCGCUCGUUUGAUCGUGGCUACAGGGAUGCACUUCGGCGUGACUAUCCUGAAGAGGAAGAGCUUGGACGAUCUCACGGCUAUCUUGAUUGUUUCAAAAGUUUACUGAUGGGUGAGAAAGCGGUAGUUGAAAACGGAGGCAAAACUUCAGAAAAUCGUUCUGGAUCAACUUCCUUAGAGCUCGAUGCUUGUAAAAAGGAAUAUAUUGGUGCUUGGGUCGAAUCGGUUAACAAAGUUCUUGGAAACGUUUCCAGAGAUUGUAAUGUUCUGCGUCCUGAUAAAAGUGGGGACGGAAGAUUAAAUCCCUACGACAGUGUUGCGCGAGAAUCAAUUGCUCUGCAUGAGGCACUUGGUAAAAGUGAGCCUAAGAUUAAUAGAUCUGCAGACACGAAUCCUACUUACGUAUUGGCAGUUUUAGAAGGGAAUUUAGCGGCGCUCGUGCAGAGGCGUCAAUCAAACAUGACUGAGGAGCACAUGAGACAAAUCGUUCAGAUCCAAAAUGAAGUGAAGCGUUUACUUGACUCCUUGAACACUGCUUAUGAGAAAUCCCUGAAGUUGCGAUUAGAAGAAGCGCGACUCUCCGCUCAUUUUGAGGAAUUGUCUCCAAAUGAUGAGCUUCAGAACAAUCAUUUGUUUGGAAAUUAUUCUAGGGAAUUUUCUGAAUUAGAGAAACGCGCUAAUGCUAGAGCUGACGAGGCGCGUGAUAUAAUGGCCGGUGAAUUUCUACCUCAGUGUGUAGAAGUUUCCGAAUUAGUUCAGAAAGUUGUCCAAAUUGCAAAGAGUUUUGACUGGACAAUACGAGGAAUAGAAAAGUAUAUGGGUCUGGAAAUGUAGUGCGAACUAGUCAUGCUUUUUAUUGAGAUGAUCUCUAAUACUUGAAUGAUAUUCUGACUUGUCUGCGGAUAAUUCUUGGAUGGAACAAAUAUUUACGUGAAGUAUAAAAUCUUAACAAAGCAGCUGUGAAAAUACGUUAGGCUUGCGUAAUGGUUGGAACCUUCCAUUCAUUGUGAGCCUAGAGAAAUUUGAAGUAAGGUCGAAUCUUGCUUGGUGAGUCGGUUUGUGAAGGCCUUAGGUGUUCAAUUUGCAGUGAUCUCGACUUUUUAUUUUUAUUGAUUGCAAUGUUACGUGGUUUUUCUUGUUGGCUGGGCUCUGUUGUAACAUUACUUGGUGUUAUAUGCCCGGUUCGUUACUUUAAGUGUUUAACUUUAAACUCCAAGCUUUUUAUAAUUAUUGUGUGAAUAGCUUAGAUUACUUCAUGUCCUUUCAAUUGGCCGGUUUGCUGGAUUUUUUGGUCCGUGAUAAAAUUUAAAAAAGAUUACCUACUCUGCUAGCAACCCAUUUGUAAGGACAGACAUGCUGGCUAAACUCUAAUUUCAAUUAAGGACAAAUUGCAUUUUAUGUUCCAAUUUCCUCUCCGUUUUAGAUGAAUUGAUUAUCUUAAUUCGAAAUUGAAUUUUUUUUGGUCCGUCCGAAUAAAGUUCGUGUCCGUGUUCUGCACCACGGUACUGAAAUUGCGUAUGUAAUUCUGGGGCUGUGAUAUUGGGUGAUUCUGUAUAAUUUAAUGCUUCCGUGUAUUCAGUUCAACUUUCGAAGCAACGGUUAAUUGUUAACCAAUGUGAUAUACACGUAUUUGUUGCAGGUUGAAGAAAUGUCCCAUACAAUUUUAUGCCGGACAAGAUAAUAGAAUAGAAGUGUCGGCACCGAAGAAAUAGGCCCAUGCGCGUGCCAUCAUUCUCAUACUUCUAAACAAAGGUAGCUCACGUCUGAAUGUUUCCAUUAAAGUUCAUCAUUA